AUGGGGAGAAACCAAGGCUGGUGUUUGUUUGUGGCGGCGGCUGUGGUCGCAGCAUUGUUACCAUCAUCAACCAUGGCGGGUCGUCUGGAGCUAAAGAACGAAAUCUCGGGGGUGACUGGUGUCCGGAAAUUGAAGCUGGCCGUGCGGUGCUGGUCGAACGAGGACGACCUAGGGUGGGAUACGCUAAAGCCAAUGCAAUCACGGGUAUGGAAGUUCACGACAAUGAACAUGUGGCCUUUCCAGAAAACCGAGUUCCGGUGCCAGUUUCGUAGCGGGUUUGGAACAACGAGCCAAGACGUUGUGACAGUGUUCUCUGUCCAGAGCGGGUUCCGGAAAGAGUGUGGAGACGGAGGCGACGAGUGCAUUUGGGUAGCGAAGAGAGAUGGUUUCUAUCAGAGAAGGGUCGCAAGGGAUGAGAAUGGUCGUAAGAGCUUUGUUGAUAUACUCAAAAGCAAAUGGGUUUGGAAAUGGUGA
Messenger RNA from Brassica oleracea var. oleracea, 474 nucleotides. RefSeq lists its product as uncharacterized. Lineage: Eukaryota; Viridiplantae; Streptophyta; Magnoliopsida; Brassicales; Brassicaceae. The record is from RefSeq and is a predicted model, not a curated record. Bases 1 to 474 code for a protein of 157 amino acids. The transcript has a single exon.